Molecule: messenger RNA, 1845 nt
Organism: Seminavis robusta
Lineage: Eukaryota; Bacillariophyta; Bacillariophyceae; Naviculales; Naviculaceae
Source: the annotation of a GenBank genome assembly
GCCAAAACAACAGCAGCACGCUAUUGGUUUGCUUCGAGAGCAAUCCUAUUCUAUCCUAUCUAUUGAAUAGAGUAUACUAGAAUGCGUGAGAUCCCCAAGCUGCAAGUGUUGUGUCUUCGUGCCGUCGGAUCUCAAUCCUGCAGCGCCGAGGAGACGUUUGCAGUCCACCAAGAAACGAACGAACCGAGUCGAGCAUCCAAGCUGCUUCGUAGUUUUCAUCAGCGACCUGUCAUAGAUGAUGACAACAACGAUAAUGACAAUGAUGAUGAAGAAGAAAAGACUCUUCGGAAUGUCCCCAUGUCGCGAAGUGUCUGUGUGGGCAAGGGAUCCUCUCGAAGAGCGCAAGCCAACGACGUGGACCUCAAUCAUCCCCUGAUUGCACAUCAUGCUAUUAAUACCACUGGUACUAGUGGUGAUAAUGGCAAUAAUGGCGAUAAUGAUAAGCAAGAAGUAGUGCUCAUUAUGGAACAUGGCAAUCCUGCCCUGGACUGUCUUCAAUCCUACAUUGACUCGUUGGUGGAACUGGGACGAAUGGAUGACAAUCGGAUGGGCAUUCAUUUCUUUGAAGAAUGGCGAAACAAUGUCCUCGUGGGAGCCGGCAAACCACUGCCCGCAGCUAGCAGCAAUAGCAAUAAUAAACCAGAAGGGGACGAAAAAAAUUCAUCACAAGAACCAGAAGAACCUCCUCGCAAACGCACUCGUCGAAGAGGAAGCGACAGUGACCAUAACAACAAUUCCACUCUAAGAUUGCGUGUCAAAAAACAGGGACCACCACCUCCUUUGGGAAGUAUCUCACUCAACAAUUGUGCCAUUGGACAGGAAACACUUGAAGCCAUGAGAGACAGUGGCAUGGGAGUACACAUUGGUGUACUCGAUUUGACCGGAAUUUACAAUCUCAACGAUACCAUGUUGGAACAAUUACUACCCCAUUGUCCCAACAUUCAACGGCUCUCAUUCAAAAACUGCAGACGAGUCACCUGUAACAGUUUGCAAAUACUGGCACAGUAUCAAACCAAAUUGAAAUUCCUCGAUAUUGGAGGCGUCUACAACAUUACACCCGAUGAAGUCAUUGAGACGAUUGUAGUGGGAAACAACAGCAACAGCAAUAACAACAACAAAAAGAAGAAUAAAAAGAACACGAUACCCUGUCCCGACUUGAUCGAAUUGCACGUCAGUGGCUUGGGAUGGAACGAUCAUCUCUUGAAAAUGGUAGUCUCGUGCUCGGGGGAAUACGACGACGAUGAAGACGACUACGAUGAUGUAGACCACAACAACCAACAACAACGACCUUGGAAGGCACUCAGUUUUGGAUUCUCCAUGAACCUCACAUCCUUGGUACUGCGGCAAUCCCUCUCCAAAGUAUCUUCCUCGCUCAUUUCUUUGGCAUUGCACUUUUGUGAAUACGUCGUCGACAAUGCCCUCAUGGGCAUGCUCGGACGCAAUCUACCACACGUCAAGUACCUGGAUGUCAGAGGCAAUCCCAGUCUGAAUAGCAUGACCGGGUGGUUUGAUGGCAGAGCAUCGGCCGAUUUUAAUCGAGUGGGAGACGAAAAUGCUCGUCACGAAGGCAGCCAUCCGGAAGAAGCAAGUGACGAGGAGGGAAAUGCGGCCAACGUGCAGGAACUCACAGUUCUCGCGAGAUUCACGGGCAUUACCAAGGCAUCGUUGGAAGAUACACUUCGCAUUCAUCCUGUUCAAGCCGCCAAGCUCAAGUGCUUUCUGGAUGGCAGUGGAAUUGGAGUCGGAAUCUACCGAUAGAUUCAAAGCGUACAGUACAAAAAACGAAUGUACUGUACUGUACAGCCGUAGCAGUAAAUGAAUUAAAUUAAAUUCGAUUCAUCGGCC